Molecule: messenger RNA, 4123 nt
Organism: Cryptomeria japonica (Japanese cedar)
Lineage: Eukaryota; Viridiplantae; Streptophyta; Pinopsida; Cupressales; Cupressaceae
Product: U-box domain-containing protein 4
Exons: 3
Coding region: 1416-3038 (540 amino acids)
Molecular function (GO): protein binding
Source: RefSeq, a predicted model, not a curated record
AAACUUGGUACUUUGACUCUACAAUUCUACCGAAUUUGUAAGACAUGACUGUAAUCAUUUUUUUAUCACUACUAUAUAGAUCUAUUUCAUUCCAAGUUAAUAAACAAAUGGUUUAGUGAAUUUAAAUCGUUUUGGAGCGCAAGAAUCAUGAGUGAGUGGUAUUUAUUGUAAGGGACACAAACACGCACAGCAGGAAAGCAGACUGCAGUACAGCAAGCCAGUGUACAAUUGUUCAGCAGCACGAGGAGAAAAAAACAUAAAGAAAAGCUAUAUUCCCAACCCACCUCGGAGGACUGUAACAAAGAUUUGAUGGUGGCUGGGCUCUCUUUAUAAUGCAAAUAGGUGCAGCGGCAAAAUUGAUAUAAGGUGCUUUGUUAUCUAUGUAUAUUUUGAGAUCUUCAAUUGGGUAUUGUGGAAAGUAUCCUGGAUUCCAAGAAACUGUAGCCGAUUGGCUAGAUUUGAUUGAGUUUGUAAGUUUGAAUGCCCAAUGUUCUCUUCAAUCUAGGAAUAAAUUGACUACGGAGAUGCUGGCAUAUUGAAAAGUAAGACAGAGGCAGAGGCUUGAUUAUCCGGAAAUCAAGGAGUGAUUUCGGGGGUAAAUUCUUAGGUUGUAGAGUGUAUGAUGCAUUUGUCAUUUGGGUGCGGUGAGUUUAUGCCACGUUGGGUAUUGGCUACAUGUCAUCUUUGGUCUUGUAAGUGGGACUGAAGUUCAAGCAGAAAGCUUGGAUUGAAAAGAUUGAAAGCUUGAGAGCAAAAAUUAUAUCUCUGAAAAGUAUUACUGAUUAGAGGUGCUUAAUGUCAUUUGUUUGCAGAACGUUUGCAUGCCCCUGAAGAUGCAAUGUACAUGAUCAUAGGCAUUAAUUGUUCACCUUAGAUUGAAGACAUUGCAGAAGAUACAUCUGAUUUUCCUUGAAAGCACUAGACUAGUUCAUACAGCUUCUGCUCUCUAUUUAUUUUCACUUACAGACUCUGGUUGAAGGUUAAAUGAAGAACAAUGCUGCCAGAUAGCUUGGAGAUCAAGAAUCUGAUCACAUAAUCUUGAGCAGGCCUGAGAAGAAUAUAUCAUCGACACAGCUGAAUGAAGUAUCAUGAUGGGUUUCAGAUGCCUUAAUAGUUCUCACUUUUUGAUGAUCAGAAGAUUUGUACUGUGACCUGUGGCUAUGACAAAUGUUUGCUUGGAGUACAGUUUAGCAGCAAAGCCAAUCUACAAUGUUAUCGUAUUCUAUCAGCAUUGAGUUUGAUCAGCUACAGGGACCUCUUCCAGGUCAGGACUCUGUCUUUGCUUCAAGUCAUCAAACUUAAACAUUAUCUAAUUUCACAAGUCUUGGGUUUGUGAAGAAGAGUUGAGUCAAGAAAUCUAAGGUCUUAGCUGGAGGUUUGGAUUUAAUUCUUUGUGUGGUACCAUAUAAGUAACAAUGCCAAACAGUUCAAGCAAUGGCAAUGUUAUGGUGGAGAGGAGCAGGUCUGUGGCAAAGGCCUCAUUUACAUUUUGCAGAGCUACCUUAGGAAGGAGGCUCAUUGAUACCGUGCGCUGUGGAGGUUCCUCUUCUGGUCAUCAUAAGAGAAGUUCGCCAAUGACUACAGCUCAAGAGGUUCCAAAACAGCCGCAGAAAUCCGGAUUUGAUGGAGAAAAUCUGCAUGUAGGUCACAAGGAGAUCGGAAGUCACGGUGGCAUCCAAAUCGAUGUUCGCGACGAGGAUCAGAGUCUCAAGUCUGUUGAACGAACAGGAAAACAGUUGAAGAACAUGUCUGCACUUGAUCCCAAAGAGGGCAGCAGUCGCAAGACCACUGAAGAUCUUGAAUGGAGACAGCUUGUGGAAAGCCUGAGAAAUGAUUCUAAGAUCUUAGAAUGCAGAUCUGCGCGUUCUAUUGUGACCCAGGAAGAAGCAACUAUAGGCAGAGAUGAGGAGGAAAUUGAGCAUGUGGAGAGAAAGAUCAGGGCCUUCAACGAGCUUCAAACAGUUGUACAGUCGCUGCAAUUUGGUAAUGAGAUUGCUCAGAAAAAGGCUGCCAUUGAUAUCAGGAAACUCGCAAAAGAUGAUGCACAUGCCCGAGUUACUCUUGCCAUGCUUGGUGCAAUUCCUCCUCUUGUUGGAAUGCUAGAUUCAUCUGAGGCAAAUGUGCAAACCUCUGCCUUAUUUGCUCUUCUGAAUCUUGCCAUCGGCAACGAUCUAAAUAAAGCAGCAAUAGUUAAAGCUGGUGCAGUUCAGAAGAUGGUAACCCUUUUGCAGGGGUCAAAUGAGUCUGUUAGAGAAGCUGUGGUGACUGAUUUUCUAAGCUUGUCAGCUCUGGAUGUGAAUAAACCUAUUAUUGGUUCAUCUGGUGCAAUACCAUUCUUGGUAAACAUUAUGCAGCAUGGAAGUACACAGGGAAGGAGAGAUGCACUUAGGGCUCUUUACAAUCUGUCAAUUUGUCCCGCAAAUGCAGCACUUAUUGUGGAUACAAAUGUUGUUGAGUUUUUACUGAAUAUAAUUGAUGACAUGGAUGUAUCAGAGAAGAUUCUGGGGAUUUUGAGCAAUUUAGCAGCCACAGAGGAAGGGAGAAAAGCCAUAGGACAAACAAAUGAUGCUUUUCCAAUAUUAAUAGAUGUGCUCAAUUGGGUUGAUGCACCCAAAUGCCAAGAGAAAGCAGCCUUCAUUCUCAUGAUCAUUGCACACAAUAGUUGGUCCCACAGACGAACCAUGGUAGAAUCUGGUGUGGUCUCUUCUCUAUUAGAACUCACUCUUCUUGGCACUACACUGGCUCAGAAGAGAGCCUCUAGAAUUCUUGAGUGCCUCAGAGAUGAUAAAAUUCGAAAAAACUCAACCAUGUCUGCACCCAUAUCUGGCCAGCAUACAGACCUGGAACCAAUAAACAAAGAUGAAUAUGGUGAUCAUAUGAGCGAGGAGAGAAAAGUUGUAAACCGUCUAGUUCAACAGAGUUUGCAGCAUAAUAUGCAGCGUAUCAUCAAGCGUGCAAAUCUUCCUCAAGAUUUUGCUCCAUCUGACCGUUUCAAGUCCUUAACAGCAACCUCCAGCUCCAAAAGCCUUCCUUUCUAAUUAAAAAUUGCAGGUUUUAUUAAGUGAAGAUGUUAAUUUCAAAUGUCUACUUCCAAGCCAAGGGUCACUUAUGGGAGAGAAUUAUGUCUCUUGGUCUCUUGAAUAUUCAGUCUAUUUGCCAUGGAGUUAACGGGUAUUAACUGCUACAUGAGCUUGUGAAGGUAUCUGCCAUUUGAUCUACUGGAUGAGGGUUUGAGCUUGUUAUCUUCUAUCUGUUCCAUUUGAUGGAGGUCUCACCUGGAGAUCUUCUAUUUGAUCCAUGUGACAAGGGUUUUAGCUGAUUCUCAUCUAUUUGAUCCAUUGAUGGGGUCUUUAGCUGAUUGUCAUCUAUUUGAUCCAUGUGACGGGUUUUAGCUGAUUGUCUUAAUUUUGGUCCAUUGGAUGGGGGGUUUUACGGAAGUACAAAAUUGAUCUGACAUCAAUCAACCAAUCAACCUUGUUUAAUGGAAUUUCUAGUUCCCAAGUGGGUUGUGUCAGGUCCUGCUUCCCAUUCAGCCCAUUUGAAAAGUCCGAAACAAACAAUGGGACUUGCUAUCAUAUUUAUCAUUUGAGACCAUGGAAAUAGCAUCUACAUUUGGAAACUUAUGGUUUUUGGUACAUAUUUAACAACAAUAUACAAUGUUGUCUCCAGAGGAAACCACUUGAGUUGGUCUUGAACUGAAGAUGGAAUUGUCUCACAAUUUCUGGAAUGGCUACAAUUUAGGAGGGAUAACUUGAGUAGAUGCAGAUAAGAAUAAUUCUCAUAUAGGGAGGAAAUAAGGAGCUUAGUAUUGUAGGUAUCAAAGUUUAGCUAAAAAUAAUUGGGAUGACGGAUCAUUAAGAAGUGCAUUGUCUUUGAUGGUUACAUACAUUGCUGUUGCAGCUGAAGUGGAUUCCUUCUACCAUUGUUCUUAUUGUGAUUGUACAACGGAUUUGGAGGAGUCAUGUGAAACCAGAGAAGCAAUAACUUGACAAGUUCUUGAUGGACGGAUGCAUGGAUAUACUUGAUGCUUUCGAGUAACAAAUUUUGAAGAAUGGAAUCCCUUAGUGUAUUUAUGUAUCAUAUUAAUAAUUAAAGUAAAUGGAAGAUGGAUGGUGAAUUUGAA